UUUUCUGGUGAAGAUGAUGUCUGAAAGCAAAUGCUAGGUUGUGUCUCUAGUAAACCCCGUCCAGUAGACGCAUGGAGACAUUGUAAUAACUAAAAAAGUUGCGAGACAACACUAAAACGGUUUUAUAGCUUAGAAAGUAACGCAAGUCUGAGACGAAACCCGUCGAGUUAUGUGGCUUUAACUAGUUUUGAUGUUCGCAUACAUUAACAUUUCUUUCAGUUCAGAAGUAAACUGUUAGUCAGUGUGAGGAAGACCAAGCCCAGUCAGCCGAGGCUGUUAGCAGUGCUGCUCCCUUCUCUGAGUCAUCAUGCACUGAGCAAAACAAAUCUGCCGUAGCAGCAAAGCUAACAACACCUCCAACACACCAGUGCCUGUUUAUUUGGGCUCCCUUAAUACCAUCUACCUCUGACCUUACUUCAAAUACACUGCCAGUGUCUCGCUGCUUGAAGCCAUGGCUGCCAACAGGAACGCUUUGGCUCUUCACAAAGUGAUAAUGGUGGGAAGUGGCGGUGUGGGCAAGUCCGCAUUAACUCUGCAGUUUAUGUAUGAUGAGUUUGUGGAGGACUAUGAGCCCACUAAAGCUGACAGCUACAGAAAAAAGGUGGUUCUGGAUGGAGAGGAGGUGCAAAUCGACAUCCUGGACACGGCGGGACAGGAGGACUAUGCUGCAAUUAGGGACAACUACUUUCGCAGUGGAGAGGGAUUUCUCUGUGUGUUCUCCAUCACAGAAUCUGAAUCCUUCGCUGCUACUGCAGAUUUCAGAGAACAGAUCCUUCGGGUUAAAGAAGAGGAGAACGUACCUUUCCUUCUGGUGGGGAAUAAGUCAGACUUGGAGGACAGAAGACAAGUUGGUCUGGAGGAGGCCAAGGCCAGAGCGGAGCAGUGGGCAGUUAGCUAUGUCGAGACCUCUGCCAAAACUCGUGCCAACGUAGAUAAGGUGUUUUUUGAUCUGAUGCGUGAGAUCAGAGCCAGAAAAAUGGAAGACGGCAAAGAGAAAAACGGAAAAAAGAAGAGGAAAAGUUUGGCAACGAGGAUUCGAGAAAGAUGUUGCAUUUUAUAAUGACUGAAUAGUGCAAUAUCGCUGACCCUUUUACUGCUUCCAAAAAACCCAUCAGAUUUCAUCCCUCUCCAGGCAAAUGCUGGAGAUCAUCUCCUUAAAAAAACCAAUCUCUCAUUUCUUCUGGUUGUUUUUCUCAAUUGGUAUAAAAGGGCAAAGCUUCAGAUAUGCAUUCAAUGACAAAUAAUGUAAAAGGUCUGACAUAUCAGAUACAACAUUUCGUUUCCCAGCUCUUUGUAAUAGAAUGUGUUCACUUUAGUUGCUUUUAGUUACAUGUGCAUACACUGAGUGCUGAACUUUAACACUGUAAGAACAAAAUACUACUCCAAGCCGACUGUUUUUGAGUUCAUGGUGUGUUGGAAUUCAACCUCCUGUUGUUUUACUUACUAAAGUAAAGCCUUAAUGUAAGAUUAAACAAAUUUAAAGGUUAAAUGCACAGAUGCAUUUAGGAUGUUGUUUAAAAAAAAAAAUACACUUCUAAACAUUGGCAUUGCUAAAUAUUACUGAAGCAAAUACAAAAAUUAUUAAAUAAGUUACUAAAUAUCAAUCUUAAUCUAUCGUUUUACCAUUUUAACACUAAAAAUGAUAAUCCAUUCCUUCAACAAUGCUAAAUAUUUGAUACAUUUCCAAAUUUGUCCAAAACCUUUCCCACAUGCUAAGAUAUAAAAUCUUCAUUUCAGAGAAGCUGGCACUGUCUUUUAUUUCAAUUGAAUAUCUGUAGUGUAACAGUACAUAAACCCUGUAUUAAGUAUGUGAUUUAUUAUAACCAAAUCUCUCCUUGAAUACACAUACAUUAACUAUUUGUAGUCAAAGGGCUUAUUCACUUCUGUUCGUGUGUGUGGCAGCAGAUUUGGAGGUUUGUUUUUGUGAUAUCUAGGGGUCCCAAAUAACACAUGAAUUUGAAAAGCGUCUGAAAAGCGUUAUCUAGCUAGAGUCAAAUGUACUGUGAAAAACAGGUUGGAAUGUUUUAUUACACAGACUGAAUUGUGUACUUUAUUAUAACUUAUUAAAAUUUUAUUGUAACUUUUUUCCAGUGUAAUUAGAUUUUCUAUUGUACAUUUUAGUUCAUUUAAGGGUGAAUGAGGAAAAAAAAACUAUAAAAGGGCUGGAAAUGAUGCGUUUCAGAUACCAGGUCUUUGUGGCUACUCUGUGGAUAUGAAAAUACUCACCCUUUUAUGAAUGGUUAUGAAUAAGCACAUCCAUGUGGAAGUAACUGUUGAGGUUGACAGUUUAUUGCCAUAUUAUUCUGGCAUUUACCAAACAUUUUCUUUUUCAUUUUGCAGCUAAAUUGUUUAACUCUGCUGUUUUUAAUCCAAAUAUAUGUUCUCUGUCAAAUAUGCAAGAUUUUCCUCUUAUCAGUAACAGUCAGUUAUCACCCUUAAAAAGCUGUAUUUGUGUGGUAAGAAAAGUAUGGGGCAAUGAUGCUGAUAUUUCAACAGCUGAUGCCUCGUUACUCUUAAAAAGUGACUGACUUUGAGUGCUAAAGAAAAACAGCAAGUCAUUUUUAUAUAAACCUCUUCUUUAAGUCUUUCUUGUACACUUAGUCUAAAAGUCUUCAUUUUAGUCUGGAUUUAGAAUGUCUCUUGGCAAACCCUGGGUUUUCAGAUGUUUAAAUGCUAGAGGUAUAAAGCCAAAUUAUAGAAGGAUGUUCAAAAUAAGGAGACAACGAAUACUGACACCACUGAUGUGAUGUAUUAUUACAACUGUUAUUGUGGUGAUAUAAGUGUCCAGUGAAAGCAAACUGAACUUCUGUGUAAAAUGUUGUGUUUCUGUUACAUUAAUAAAAUCUAUUUUUGUAGACCUCUAA
Messenger RNA from Danio aesculapii, 2864 nucleotides. RefSeq names its product v-ral simian leukemia viral oncogene homolog Ab (ras related) (gene ralab). The transcript has 5 exons. The coding region runs from base 452 to 1060 and encodes 202 amino acids. The record is from RefSeq and is a predicted model, not a curated record. Gene Ontology annotation, biological process: regulation of exocytosis; Ras protein signal transduction. NCBI's taxonomy places the organism in Eukaryota, Metazoa, Chordata, Actinopteri, Cypriniformes, Danionidae. Gene Ontology annotation, molecular function: GTPase activity; GDP binding; GTP binding. Gene Ontology annotation, cellular component: plasma membrane.